This is a messenger RNA of Symbiodinium sp. CCMP2456, 560 nucleotides long. Lineage: Eukaryota; Dinophyceae; Suessiales; Symbiodiniaceae. The record is from the annotation of a GenBank genome assembly.
GUUGCGUGCCACGGCCACAAAGACCAAGACCAAGACGAAGAUUCGGCCAACUCCACAAGCGGUGCCCGCGCAGUCGGCCCCAGAGUGGCGAGAGAGGCAUUGGUUUCCAGUAGCUUCCACCUUGGAGCUUGAUCCCAAGCGACCGACACCCGUGCGCAUCGAUGGUCUGGAUCUCGUGGUGUGGCAGGUUCCCGGUGAGGAGGGUCACGAGAAUGGAGGCUGGAAGGUCAUGCUGGACGCCUGCGCGCACCGCUUGGCGCCUCUCUCCGAAGGAAGAAUCGAGCCGAAGACGGGUUGCCUCCAGUGCGCCUACCACGGCUGGGAGUUCAACGCCGAGGGCAGCUGUACCAAAAUACCACAAGUGGAGGAGACAGAGGCCGUCAAAAUGUGCGCGAACCCCCGGUCGAGGGUGCGUUCAUUUCCCACCACGGUUGCGCUGAAGCUGGUUUGGGUUUGGCUCGGAGAAUCGGAGGCUAAGGGUUCACCGGCCGAGCUGGUCACCGGUACGCACCUGGACGAGAUGGAGAUCCUGGGCAGCUACACCAGGGACUUGCCCUACG